Molecule: messenger RNA, 771 nt
Organism: Durusdinium trenchii
Lineage: Eukaryota; Dinophyceae; Suessiales; Symbiodiniaceae
Source: the annotation of a GenBank genome assembly
AUGCACAUACCGUUUCGACGGAGAUACGUGCGAAGUGUCACAAAGAUGUUCCGUCCAUUACAGGGAACCCAUGGGAACCCGGUGUUUGAAAGUAUGAGGGUUUCGUUCCUAAAACGGAGUUUGGUGUCUCAUGUGGCGGCUUGCUGUGCAACGAACAUGGAGGCCAAUCAAGCUGAGCAAAGCCUCCCCCUAGAGGCUUCACAGGAACUGUGCUCGGCUGUGCCUCAAGAUCGAGAGAAAGUCCGCAGUGCCAAAGCUUGGGCGAAUUAUCAGGCCUUUUUGGAAUCACCUGGCGGCAAGUGCCCGCACUGUUGGCUGAUGAGGCGGCAUUGCUGUUGCGAAGGUUUGCCGAAGUUGAUUCUUCGUUUGCGAGUUGUCGUCCUCCUGCAUCACCUGGAGAUCGGGCAACGGAAAGCUUCAAACACUGCGAAGCUUUUGGCACACUUCGGGGCAGAGCUGCUGUGCUGGGGAGUGGAAGAACACGAUGCCAGGCUUCUGCAGAUCAUCGAUGAGGACAUGGAGGGGACCGUGGUUCUUUUUCCAAGUGAAAAUGCAGUCCAAGCUUCUGAGCUGGCGCCCGAAAGGGCAGCGCCCGUGCGGCCGGUGCGGCAGGUGCUGGUUUUGGAUGGAGGGUGGCGCGAGUGCGUUCGAAUGAAUGCCUGGAUCAGCCUGGGGCUUAGCCAGCAGGAUUCCGGAUUUCUACGCGAUCGAGUUUCAAUCUGGCAGCUUCGCUUGCGCACACUGCGGCGCACAGCAGUCUUCUUGACGUGA